Molecule: messenger RNA, 954 nt
Organism: Annulohypoxylon maeteangense
Lineage: Eukaryota; Fungi; Ascomycota; Sordariomycetes; Xylariales; Hypoxylaceae
Product: bola-like protein
Exons: 2
Coding region: 91-612 (173 amino acids)
Biological process (GO): carbohydrate metabolic process
Molecular function (GO): aldehyde-lyase activity; zinc ion binding
Source: RefSeq, a predicted model, not a curated record
CCGAUUUCUAAUCAUUGUCGUUUCGUCGCAUUCACACACCACACAUACCGACCAUUUCGAUAGAGCACUGCAAUCAACUCAAUCGUUACAAUGCGCUGUCUCGAGUGUCGCCGCCUUGCUGCGACAAUGAUUCAACAAAGCAACAAUCCUUUACCGCGACGCUCGACGCUCACAUCCGCCGCGAUACAAUAUCGAUUAGCCCUACUUCUACACCAAGAUCACCACGGCUCUACAAUCGCGCGACAAUUAGCCACACGAUCACACCCGACCUCCGCCGCGUCGCAAAUCGCGCGACAACUAGCCACACGAUCACAUUCGACCUCCACCGCGACAGAAGCAAGCACAGCCGAAGCUCAAUCACUCCCCGAGAAGCCUGACUAUCUCGACAACGACGAGUCCGCGAUAUGGGACAAGCUAGCAGCUGAGUUUGCUCCGACGGAACUCACCGUACAAGACGUAUCGGGCGGCUGUGGAUCCAUGUACGCAAUCGAGAUCGCAUCAGAGAAGUUCCGAGGCUCGGGCAUGUUAAAGCAGCAAAGAAUGGUCAACGCCGUACUAGGCGAACAGAUGAAGAAGUGGCAUGGCGUCCAGCUACGUACCAGAAUUCCCUAAGCCGAGCAGCCUAAUUGGGGAUUAAUGGUCUUUACAACAAUCUUAAAGGAGACGCCACAAAAUGGUUUGUGGAUCUUCAGUUGGCUGCAAGUUGCCAUUGAUGGUUGCAUACCCCUAACAGAGGGGAUAUGUUUGCCGUGGCUGUACCUGUGGCUGUUAUGCCCGAAUAUGGGCAGGAUUACGGCCGUUAAACUUUUAUGUUCUAACGGAAUGUCGAGAUCUGGCUGAGACCUGUCAUUUCCCGUGCGGUUCUACAAUAAUUAAAUACCACCAACGGUGGCAUGUCUUAGAAGUUACGAUGAGAUUUCAAGCCCACCGUAGCACGGGUAGAUCCAUCCAAGC